Vanderwaltozyma polyspora DSM 70294 is the source of this 1404-nucleotide messenger RNA. It is a transcript of the gene PRS5, whose product is annotated as ribose phosphate diphosphokinase subunit PRS5. NCBI's taxonomy places the organism in Eukaryota, Fungi, Ascomycota, Saccharomycetes, Saccharomycetales, Saccharomycetaceae. Gene Ontology annotation, cellular component: ribose phosphate diphosphokinase complex; cytoplasm. Gene Ontology annotation, biological process: purine nucleotide biosynthetic process; ribonucleoside monophosphate biosynthetic process; 5-phosphoribose 1-diphosphate biosynthetic process. The record is from RefSeq and is a predicted model, not a curated record. The transcript has a single exon. Bases 1 to 1404 code for a protein of 467 amino acids. Gene Ontology annotation, molecular function: ribose phosphate diphosphokinase activity; magnesium ion binding.
AUGAGUGACGAUAUUGUAAUCUUUGGCGGUAAUUCACAUCCAGAAUUGGUUAAAUUGAUUUGUGAUAAUCUAGGUGUGCAUCCUUCAGAUGUUACAUUAGGUAAAUUUUCUAAUGGUGAAACUAAUAUUCAUGUUGGUGAGUCAGUUCGUGAAAAGGACGUUUAUGUAAUUCAAAGUGGUUGUGGUCAUGUUAAUGAUAUAUUCAUGGAAUUACUGAUUUUGAUUAGUGCUUGUAAAAUGGCUUCUGCUUCGAGAGUUACUGCAGUUAUGCCAUACUUUUGUUAUUCAAGACAGCCUGAUAUUCCUUAUACUUCAAAGGGUGCCCCAAUCAUUUCAAAGCCAAAGGAAGUAUACACGUUUGAAUCCCAUCCUGGGACUCCCGUUGCAUCUUCUUUGUUAACAAGAAAGCCAGGAUCAGAUAGUGGUAUCAAUCUAGAUAAAAAUGGUAAAGGAUUGCCAGAGACAAAUCAUUUGGAACAUCCUCAACCUGUUAGAGUACCUCAAAGUGAAUUGACAAAGACACCUUCUUCUUCUCGUAUUCCAAUGAUCUCAGGUAAGAAGAACCAGGAGAUUGCACCAGAAGCUGGUGAAUUAUUUAAUGCUCAAAAUUCUGGUUAUAAAUUGUGGGUUGCUCAAUCAGGUACUUUGAUUGCUAAUUUACUAACAAGGGCUGGUGCUGAUCAUGUUAUUACAAUGGAUCUCCAUGAUCCACAAUUCCCAGGUUUUUUCAGCAUCCCUGUAGAUAACCUAUACUGUAGACCAUUGGUUCAAAAUUACAUUCAACAUCAUAUUCCAGAUUAUAAAGAGGCUGUCAUAGUUUCACCAGAUGCUGGUGGUGCUAAAAGAGCCACUGCCAUUGCAGAUGCUUUGGAGUUAUCAUUUGCCUUGAUUCAUAAGGAAAGAAGAUCUCAACUUUUAAAGGGUCCUCCGGGCGCAACUUUAACUUCUGGUGGUACCCUACCAUUAUCUUCAAAACCAUUAAUUCGUCAAUUAGAAACUCCAUUGAAGACACCAGAAAUGCGAAAAUCUUCUUCCUCUUCAAAAAUUAUUCAAACUACUAUGUUAGUCGGUGAUGUUAGAAAUAAAGUCUGUAUUAUUGUUGAUGAUUUGGUCGAUACUUCUUAUACUAUAACAAGAGCCUCGAAAUUACUGAAAGAUCAAGGUGCUACAAAAGUGUAUGUUUUAAUUACUCAUGGUAUUUUCUCUGGUGAUGCAUUGAACCGUAUCCGUCAAAGUUCAAUUGAUAAGUUAAUCAUCUCUAAUACAGUUCCACAAGAUAGAACCAUUGAGUUCUUAGGUAAAGACUUUGUUGAUAUUAUUGACGUUUCUCGUGUUUUUGGUGAAGCAAUUAGAAGAAUUCAUAAUGGUGAGUCUAUUUCUAUGCUUUUUGAACACGGUUGGUAA